AAAUCCAUAUAAAAACAUGUUCUAAGCAAGAAUUAAAAUAUACAUAAAUAUAUUUUAAUUCGUGGUUCUAAGAUCAUGCCGAACCUUCGCUGCCAACAUCAUGUCGAAUCUCCGGCAAAAUGGAAAAACAUCCAUUCUCUUGAAUGUAAAAAUCGAACACAACGACUUCUAACGGCUGAAUGCAAUUAUUAGACGCUGCCACUAUUUACAAUAGAAUGGUAUUUUUAAAUAAAAUGGCGUCAAUAAAUUCAGCUAAAGAAGUGUUGCUCAUUGAACCAGAAAAUGGUGAUGCAAAAUGCGUAAACAAUAAACAACGAUCAAAGAAAGAUAAAGAUGUUGUAGCGAUCGAUUGCGAAAUGGUUGGCAUUGGACAAAGAAGUGUAUUGGCUCGUGUUUCAAUUGUUGAUUCUAAGGGCGAAACCAUCUACGACAAGUUUGUCAAGCCCAGAGGAAAAGUUACAGAUUAUCGUACGCGGGUGAGCGGCAUUCGACCGCAAGACAUUGCAAAUGGGGAGUUAUUUUCCAUAGUAAAAACAGAAGUCCAUCAAAUAGUCAAACAGAAAUUAUUGGUUGGUCAUGGACUAGAACAUGACCUGGAGGUAUUGGAGUUAAACCAUCCCAAACAUUUGCUUAGAGAUACCUCAACAUACUGGGAAGUGAAGGAAAAUACAAAAGUUAGAAAGCCUAGUCUGAAACUACUGGCAUCAAAAUUACUUGGAGUCAGUAUACAGGAUGGAGAACAUAGUUCAGUUGAAGAUGCUAAUGUAGCACUUCAGUUGUACAUGAAAGUACGCAAAGAUUGGGAAAGUAGAUUUAAAAAAAAGUCGUCCCGAACAUCAUACUCCUGGGAGGAAGCCGGGAUUUAGACUUUUGGGAUAAAUCUUUUUGAUGCCUCUAGCAUUUUUUGAACGCUAAUUAAAGUUUAAUUUUGAAUAAUUAUUAAAAUAAUAGUUUUUAAAAUAAUUUAACUUGCAAAAAAUUUAAAAAGGGGUCUAUUUAAUACAUUUUGUUGAUUAAGUUUGUAAUAUUGUGAAAUUAUUUUUCUUAAAAUAAAAUAUAUCAUUAAAAUUUAA
Messenger RNA from Rhopalosiphum padi (bird cherry-oat aphid), 1073 nucleotides. RefSeq names its product RNA exonuclease 4. Gene Ontology annotation, molecular function: nucleic acid binding; 3'-5' exonuclease activity. The transcript has 3 exons. Gene Ontology annotation, biological process: rRNA processing. Gene Ontology annotation, cellular component: nucleus. NCBI's taxonomy places the organism in Eukaryota, Metazoa, Arthropoda, Insecta, Hemiptera, Aphididae. The record is from RefSeq and is a predicted model, not a curated record. The coding region runs from base 180 to 866 and encodes 228 amino acids.